Molecule: messenger RNA, 7179 nt
Organism: Brassica rapa (field mustard)
Lineage: Eukaryota; Viridiplantae; Streptophyta; Magnoliopsida; Brassicales; Brassicaceae
Product: gibberellin 20 oxidase 4
Source: RefSeq, a predicted model, not a curated record
UGAUCAAAUAUAAAAAAAAACAUCUCGUGUUCAGUGUACUUGCCAUUUGUCUGUGUAUUGUGAGAUUCUACCAUGCCAUUUAUAUUAUGAAAGACCUUUCUUCUCGCUCUUAUAAAUGUGACUCUUCUCCUCUCCAUUUACACAACACUUAAUGAAAAAGACAGCCUACUUCUAACGUUAUUUCUCUUUUUCUUGUUUCUUUCAAAUAUUAAACAUCUAUUCAUUUCGACUUGAGAUGGAAUACAUCACAGAGCUCUCUUUCAAUGGAAAGAAAACCGAAGAUAACCCUUUGACACUCUUUGGUUCGACUGUCAUAAAUAAUCAACAAAACCAAAUACCUCAAGAGUUUGUAUGGCCGGACGAUAAGAAACCCUCUGCUAACAUUCCGAUCCUCCAGAUCCCCCUCAUCGACCUCGCCGGUGUCCUCUCCGGCGACCAGUUUUUGGUCUCGGAGGCAACAAGACUCGUGGCAGAAGGGGCAAAACAACAUGGUUUCUUCCUGGUCACCAACCAUGGAGUCGAUGAGGGACUCAUGUCUAGUGCAUGUACACUAAUGGACAGAUUCUUUAAGUCACCGACUUGUGAGAAACAGAAGGCUCAGAGGAACCAUGACGAAAGCUGGGGUUACACUAGUAGCUUUGUAGGAAAAUUCAAGAAGAAUCUCCCCUGGAAGGAAAUGCUGUCAUUUAGGUUCUCCCCACAGGAGAAGAGCGAGAAUCAUUCUGAAAUCGUUAAAGACUUCAUUAUUAAGAAAAUGGGACAGGGAUACAACGAUUUUGGGAGUGUUUAUCAAGAAUACGCGGAGGCCAUGAGCAAUCUCUCACUAAGGAUCAUGGAACUUCUUGCAAUGAGUCUUGGAAUCAAAAGGAGCCAUUUUGUAGAUUUUUUCGAAGACAACGAAUCCAUAUUGAGAUUGAAUUACUACCCAAAGUGCAAGCAACCGAAUGAUGUAUUAGGGUCAGGACCACAUUGCGAUCCAACCUCUCUAACAAUACUUCAACAAGACCACAGUGGUCUUCAAGUUUUCGUGGACAACCAGUGGCAAUCAAUCCCUUAUAACCCUCAAGCGUUGGUGGUUAACAUUGGCGACACUUUCAGGGCUCUAACCAAUGGAAGAUACAAGAGUUGCUUGCAUCGAGCGGUAGUAAAUAGCCAAACCGAAAGAAAGACACUUGUAUUCUUCCUAUCUCCGAAAAUGGACAAAGUGGUGAAGCCACCAGAAGAAUUAAAAGGCGAAAGAGCGUAUCCUGAUUUUACAUGGUCUUUGCUUCAUGAGUUCGUAAUGAAACAUUAUAGAACAGACGAGAACACGCUUAAAGAGUUCACAAAAUGGCUUAAAACCAGAAGAAUUUUCUUAUGAAGAAUCGUGGCAAUUAAAAAAAAAAAUUGAACUGUUGAAAGUGACCUUAUAUGUUUUUUUUUUUAUAUAUAAAGAUGUUAGACAAUCUCCCAUGGUUGUUUUUAUUGAGCAUAUGUACUAUAAAUAAAUAAAGAGUGAGAAAGAGAGACAAACUCAGUAUGAGAGGAAAAAUAUUACAAGAAUCAUAUUGAAUAAUACUAUAUUUUAUUCAACGUGUCAUAUAACUGACCUAUUUAAAGACUGAAUAGAACGAUUUACAUAGAUCGAUUCAAGAACACAUAGGUUGAUGGAGGGUACGAACAAGAUAUCAGCUCGAUCUAGGGUUUUCGAUUGAAAACUCUAAAGACUUGCUUCUGAAGAUGAAUUUAAUUUCAUUAUAUAAAACUCUUAAACCGUCAUUAAAAUCCUUAACCUAAAUAGAAAAGGCAAAACACAAACCCUAAGUAAAAAGGAAAUAACAAAAGGAAAGUUUUCGUUGAAGUAACUGCUGCAUCAGGUCCCCUGGGGUGAAGAGGAUUCGUCUGCGAAUUUUGAGGGACGUCCGGCGGAAAAUAUCGGGACAGGUACUUGAAUUUCGGAUAUCAGAAGUAGUGAUAUCCGAAAGAAGGCGUAGUUGAUAGGCAUCGUCAUUUAUACGUUCGAGAACUUCCACCGGGCCGAUCUUCUUUGCCUUGAGUUUAUCAUAUGCAUGAGCCGGCAUACGGUCACGAUUCAAAACCACCCAGACAAGGUCGCCUACGUCAAUGACAAGCCGUCGACGAUGUGCAUCAGCGGCAGUUUUAUACUUUGACACCGCAGCUUCGAAAUUGGCUUUAGUUUGAACAUGCGUCUCCACAAGCUGUUCCAUGAAUGUCUCUGCAUCUCCAUGAAGACGCUGGCGGUCGGGUAAGGUAGAUAGAUCAGUAGGCGCACGAGGAACCAAACUGUAAACAAUUUGAAACGGACUGAAGUGAGUACUACGGUUAACAGCAUGGUUAUUAGAAAACUCUGCUUGAGUCAACUUUGAAUCCCAACAUUUGAUUGAAGUUCCCACCAGGCUGCGCAAAAUAUUACCAAGCGAACAAUUAGUAACUUCGGUCUGUCCAUCGGUCUAAGGAUGAUAAGCAGAACUCAUAUCGAGGCUUGUAUUCAGUAAUUUCCAUAAGGAGCACCAAAAAUGUCCAAGAAAACGUGAAUCUCUAUCUGACACAAUCGACAAUGGUAACCCGUGCAAGCGAUAGAUCUCGCAGAAAAAUAAUGUAGCGACCUGGACAGCAUCGGUGGUACGCUUACAAGGUAUAAAAUGGACCAUCUUGGAGAAAUGAUCGACAACAAAAAAAUUGAAUCGAAUCCGUUUUGAGUUCGUGGUAAACCUAUCACAAAACCCAUACUAAUAUCAGUCCACGGCUGUGUCGGUAUAGGUAAUGGAAGAUAUAAGCCUGCGUUUGAAGCUUGACCUUUAGAGGUUUGACAAAUCACACAACGCUCCACAAAUCGUUCAACAUCCCGGCAAAGAGAAGGCCAAAAGUACAACGCUGAGAGCAAUUGUAGCGUGCGAUCUCGCCCGAUGUGACCCUCGUUGUGAAGUUCUGAAAUAAGUUGUAAACGAAGACUGCAGUCCGGUAUAGAUAAUCGGUUUUCGUGAAAGAGGAUUCCAUCUUGUAAAGCAUAGGUCGUUGAAGAUCCUGCUAACGGGGCAGUCCAUAUCGAACCAAAGAAUGGGUCGGAAGGAUACAUGUCUGCGAAAGUGCUAAACCCUGGAACGGACACAUGAAGAACUGCGAGUAAAGUGAAGCAAGCGAGCCUCUCGAUUGAGGGAGACCGAUCUGAGUCAGUUUAUCUAGUAUUUUAGGAAAUGUUCGGGAUAGAUUCACGUAUUCCCGGUCUUUUUGAUAUAAAUUAGCGCUUUUGUGGUACGGGUGGUUGUGUCGUCAGCUUAGGACAUCUGCAACUCGAUUACUAAUGUUACGGCCAUAUCUUGAUGUUACAUGCUGGUCUUGGUUUGCAUCGUUGUUCUCUGCUACUUGCUCUUGUUCACCAGCGUCUAAGGCUUCUUCUUCUUCAUUAUUGUUUUGCUCAUCAUGGUGUUGGUGAUCUUGAUGCUCAUCACCAUCUCCUUCUUCUGUAACAUCGAUAUGAGAAAGCUUGAAUGAUCCUGGUUCUUCGUCCACGUUUGUUGAUAGUGUACACCAAUCCCAACUUUUCUUCUCGUCAAAGAUUACAUCUCUACUAACAACUAUCUUCUUCACGACCAGAUCAUAGAGCAUGUAAGCUUUUGAGCCAGGCUCUGUGCCUAGGUUGAUCACUAUCCUUGAUCGAUCAUCCAGCUUCUUAAGAUGAGGACCGUUGAUUUUUGCGAAAGCUACACAUCCAAAGACCCUUAGAUGCUCAAUGUUCGGUUUCUUAACAUACAAGCCUUCGUAUGGAGUCUUGUUUUCCAAAGCCUUUGUAGCAAUGCGGUUUAUGAGAUACGUUGACGUACUGCUUCUCCCCAUAGCUGAUUAGGUAUCUUCAUAGCUUUCAUCAAACUUCUAGUCAUCUCCAUUAGUGUUCUAUUUCGUCUCUUGACCACACCGUUUUGUUGCAGUGUAUACGGUGCGGUGAGAUGUCUAAUUACACUGUUUUCUUCACAAAAACGAAUGAACUCAAAAGAUGUGAACUCUCCUCCUCUAUCAGUGUAAAAAGUCUUGAGUUGUAGCUUCGUCUGAUUCUCCACGUACUCCUUGAAAUUUUUGAACCGAUCGAACGCUUCACUAUUCCCUCUUAGCAGCAUCGUGCAAAUAUAUCUUGAGUAAUCAUCAAUUAAGACAAAUACAUAUCUAUUGGUUGCUGGUGUUGAUGGUGAUAUCGGACCGCACAUGUAACACCCCCAAACCGUCCUAGGCAUAGGUCGACCCACCGGCCAACAAUCAAACAAGAACAUGACCGAUGGACGACCCCCACCAAGGGUUAGAGAUGAAAGGCUAACCGGCCAGCCAACAAUCAAACAAGAACAUGACUGACGUCCAACCCAACACCAUGGUUCGGAAGCGCUACAUGACGAGUUAACGGGAAAUCCGGCCAAGGUCACAAGAAGUGCAAUCCGUGACUAGGCCAGUCUACCCACUAACAUGUCCCGUCAUAUUCAGGCCUAAGGCUUUUCAACCCGUACCAGAACCUAACGUUCUGUUAGCUGGACUAGCUAAUAUCAGUAACAACAAGUUAUUUUACACAAAAUAUUCCUUUAUUUAUCAUAUGUGAUUCAUGUUCGCAAACACAACAUAUUAUACAAGUAGUGGCAAGCCAAACGAGUAAAAGUACAUACUUAUAUUCUGAACAACGUCUUUAGCAAAAAGAUGCAAACUCUACACCAGCCGGCCUAACUCCCCGCGACUUCUACAGGCUGACUCGGUCUACUGGUCACCUGAAAGCAACAACGAGUGAGGAGUGAGUAAUCUAGUAUUACUCAGCGAGUUACAAUCCCCAACUAACAAAUACAGCCCCUCGCAAUCCCACCCCAAACAAUCUAAAGCGAGAGAUUCACCUAAUAGCACAAUUCAAUAACAAUAAGCAAUAUCGAAAAUACGCAGCAGAUAAUAAUAGCUAGAUAGUUAACGAUAUGAAAUCAUAACCGCUAAUGACUUGCUACCACUCAAUCUAGGGUUCAACAACCCUCUACACCCUCUACACUAUAACUAGGGCCCUUUGUGACUUAGUGUUCCUCCUCUAUCCUCGGUAAUAUCCUAUCUCCCUACCACAAAGGCCAGAAGAAGGAACUUUCAACCGAACGCGGCCCAGAGUACAGUCGGGUCACCGCGCGACAGCCCCAGUACAGUCGGGCCACUGCCGGUCACUACCCCGUCCGUGUAACCACUCAGCCAUGGGUCAUCGUCUCUCUGAGUGUUCUCGAUCCAGCGAAUAAAGGGUUUCCUUAAACACGCUGGGUACGAGGUCGAGGAAACACUAAUCCACCUCAAACAUGCCUAGCAUUGUGGGUUACACAAAUGCUAUAUGGACAAUACAUGACUAAUACUAAACCCGGUAAAAUAACACAAGGUUACUAGUAUUAAUCGCAAAUUAACACAAUCAAUAUAUUCCAGAAUCUAGCCUAAAGACUAAUUCCUGAAUACCUAACUAUCCACAACUUAGCGAUAUCAUCUAAGCAUUCCGCAUUCCCUAACUAACCUAACCAUUACCAUGCUACUACGAUUCUCAAGCAAUAACAAGCAUGCUAUCAACUCAUGGAGAUGGUCAUGUUGGUCGUGACCGAACUCUGCAUCUCCUUACACGUUCAUACUACUGGCCAACCUUGCGUCGCGAUGUUGAAAGAUUUGUGGAAAGGUGUGUAGUGUGCCAACGUUCGAAGGGUCAUGCCACCAAUGCUGGCCUUUAUUUGCCUCUUCCUAUCCCUACUCAGCCUUGGAGUGAUAUCAAUAUGGAUUUUGUUAUGGGACUUCCUCGCACUCAAAAAGGCUUCGACUCUAUAUUUGUGGUGGUCGAUUGUUUCUCCAAAAUGGUGCACUUCAUCCCUUGUAAGAAGACGACGGACCCACUUCAGGAUGCCGUUCUGUUAUUCUGUGAAGUUUAUUGUCUCCAUGGCUUGCCCACAUCUAUCAUUUCAGACCGAGAUUCUCGUUUCUUAGGUUACUUUUGGCGUUCCCUUUGGAAGAUAUUAGGCACCAGCCUUGAUAUGAGUUCAGCUUACCAUCCCCAAACUGAUGGUCAAACUGAAGUCACUAACCGUUCCUUGGGAAAUUUGCUCCGUUGCCUUGUGGGUGACUCCAUCAAAUCAUGGGAUUCAAAAAUUCCCCAAGAAGAAUUUGCUCACAACCACGCUUUGAAUAGGAGUUCAGGUUUUAGUCAUUUUCAGGUAGUUUAUGGCAUGAUCCCGCGUGGACCUCUCGAUCUUACUGUCUUGCCUGAUCUCACUAGACGCCAUUGUGUUGCUGCUGACUUUAUCGGCGAUACUAAUGCUGUCCAUGACCAAGUGGUCUCCAACUUACAAACGUCUGCGGCUACCUACAAGAAUGCGGCUGAUGCUCAUCGUCGUCGUGUUGUAUUUGAAGUGGGAGAUCAAGUGUGUGUAGGAUGCCGGCUCAUUCUUACAAUAAGCUAAAAGCUAAGAAGAUCGGUCCUCUUGAAGUUCUUGAACGUAUCAACGACAACGCCUAUCGUCUUCAACUGCCUUCUCAUAUCACGACAUCAGAUGUUUUCAACGUUUGCUAUUUAUCACGCUAUGUUUCUCCUGAUCCGUUGCCUGAUUCGGGGUCGAAUCUUUCUAACCCCGGGGACCUAAUGUAGCAUCUUGAUAGCUUUCCCGCCAAGCAACAUUCUCGUUAAGAUUUGAAUUUCCUUUUUGUUUUGUGUUUUGAUUUUCCUUUGUGUUCUUAGUUUCCUAUUUCUAUAAGGGAAAGUUAUCAUCAACCGACCCUAAGACCGUAUAUAAAGGCAUCGAUAUGUAAUUAUAUUACUUAGUUUUUGAAAGAUAAUAAACUAGGGUUUUCUCUAAAGCAUUGCAUUGAUUCGAUUCUGUCAUCAAUACGAGAGCCUUGUAUCGAAUUUGAUUAAAUUCUUCGAUCCAAGAAGUCAGGUCUCUAAAGGUUAACCUAAAUCUUUAAAUUUGAGCUGAGUUACCGUUGAUACGCUGCGCCAGAAGCAAACACAAAACACAGAAAAAAAUCAGAAAUGUAUCUUAGGUCGGAUUCUAAAUAGUAGACUCCAAACUAAGUUCAAGCCAAAAACCUCAUAUUUAUAGCUUCAGCUCCACAAUAUUCAUAUGAACCAAACUACAUAAAAAUCUGAUUAGAACGAGAAAUAUGCAUUACUAUGAUUUCAGUAUUUCAGACUUAAAAGUUAAACCA